AUGGGAACUCUGCCGGCGGAGAUCAAGGCGAUAUGGCGAGGUAGACGUCGAGGCGGCAAAGAUGCUCGCCCUGGUGGUGGACAGGCGUCCAUGGUGAGCAGUGUCGUCAAUCUGCUGAACACAAUCGUCGGUGCCGGCACUUUGGCCAUGCCCUCUGUUUUAUCCCACACCGGAAUCAUGCUGGGCAUUUUUCUUAUCAUUUGGUCAGGAUUAUGCGCCGCCUUUGGCCUCUAUCUCCAGUCCAAAUGCGCGCGGUACCUCGAACGAGGCACGUCGUCUUUCUUUGCGCUUUCGCAGAUCACCUAUCCCAACGCGGCGGUCAUCUUUGACAUGGCCAUUGCAGUCAAAUGCUUUGGCGUCGGCGUCUCCUACAUGAUCAUCAUUGGCGACCUGAUGCCUGGUGUCGUGAUGGGGUUCAUUGACAACGCCGAGAAAUCGCCGUACCUGGUUGAUAGGCAUUUUUGGAUCACCGCAUUCAUGCUCUUGGUUAUCCCCCUGAGCUUCUUGAAGCGUCUCGACUCGCUCAAGUACACCAGCAUUGUCGCGUUGAUCUCCAUCGGCUAUCUCAUUGUUUUGGUCAUUUACCACUUCCAUGCGGACCCACAUGCUGCGCCUGAGAACGUUCGCAUAAUUCAAUGGGCUGGUGCUGUUGAGACGCUGAGCGCACUGCCCGUGGUUGUAUUUGCAUACACCUGUCACCAGAAUAUGUUCUCGAUCAUGAAUGAGAUUAAGGACAAUUCACAGCCCAAUAUCGUUAGGGUUAUUGGGUCAAGCAUUGGUCUUGCUGGUAUCAUCUACAUUGUCGUCUCCAUCACAGGGUACAUUACCUUUGGAAAUGAUGUCGUGGCGAACAUAGUGUCCAUGUCCUCCACCAUAGGCAAGGCGGCCAUUGUUGUUCUAGUCCUUUUCUCUAUUCCACUCCAGGUCCACCCAUGCCGGGCGUCUCUAGAUGCCGUUCUCAAGUGGCGGCCCAACAGGAACAGUCGCAACGCCCAGACAAACGCGAGGACGGGCUCUCCGAUGCUUACUGCAUCCGGUGCUACCAGGAACGACCCCGCGGGCCCAGCAGCCAUGUCUGAUGGUCGGUUCGCGUUGUUGACCGCCAUCAUUCUGACUUUGGCGUACAUUACUGCUUUGUCCGUGAACAGUUUGGAUCGCAUGCUGGCUUUUGUCGGCAGCACUGGGUCCACCUCCAUCAGCUUUAUCCUCCCCGGGCUUUUCUACUACAAGAUUAGUGAUCCGGACAGCAUCCACCACCAAAGCUUGAUGAAGGAAGACGACGACAUGGACGACAACGGCACUUCGGACGUGGAAGAUGCAGGCACUCUUGCCCAGAGCACCCACAGCGUGCACAGCAAUGCUUCUGGGAGCAGUCCUUCGCCCGCAACAUGGCGAUGGCGCCGCAAAUGGCGUUGGGACUUUGAUCACAUCGAACACGGCCUGCUGCGCAAGCUUAGUCUUGGAAUCGCCUUUUACGGCAUCGUGGUCAUGGCUGUGUGUUUGAUUAUGAACCUUUUCAUGCAAGCUGGUCAUUGA
Messenger RNA from Emericellopsis cladophorae, 1536 nucleotides. Its product is annotated as Vacuolar amino acid transporter-like protein. The transcript has 5 exons. Gene Ontology annotation, molecular function: L-tyrosine transmembrane transporter activity; L-lysine transmembrane transporter activity; L-histidine transmembrane transporter activity. Lineage: Eukaryota; Fungi; Ascomycota; Sordariomycetes; Hypocreales; Bionectriaceae. Gene Ontology annotation, biological process: amino acid transmembrane transport. Gene Ontology annotation, cellular component: fungal-type vacuole membrane. The coding region runs from base 1 to 1536 and encodes 511 amino acids. The record is from RefSeq and is a predicted model, not a curated record.